AUGGAAAGGGAGCAGCGAAGACGAAGAACACUGCUGGUGGCAGCAAGAAGACCACAGCACCGGCACCAGAUGGGUGGAGUACAGUAUGCCAGGGGACAUGGUACCAUUGUCAUCCCACCAACACAUCCACGUCCAAAUGAAGGACGAUAUAGAUUACCAGAUGGGUCGCAGAUGGAUACUCAACCAGAUCUGACUAUGAAAGACACUAUAUGUAAGACCUGGGUCAGAAUAGGUCUUAGGCAUGCUAGGAGCAAGCUGGAGCUUGAAGGGAGCUACAGUAACCGCAACCAAGGACUGGGAAUGACCUACAAGUAG
Lentinula edodes (shiitake mushroom) is the source of this 315-nucleotide messenger RNA. RefSeq lists its product as uncharacterized. NCBI's taxonomy places the organism in Eukaryota, Fungi, Basidiomycota, Agaricomycetes, Agaricales, Omphalotaceae. The transcript has 3 exons. The record is from RefSeq and is a predicted model, not a curated record. The coding region runs from base 1 to 315 and encodes 104 amino acids.